This is a messenger RNA of Trypanosoma grayi, 963 nucleotides long. RefSeq names its product oligopeptidase B. Gene Ontology annotation, biological process: proteolysis. The record is from RefSeq and is a predicted model, not a curated record. Bases 1 to 963 code for a protein of 320 amino acids. The transcript has a single exon. Lineage: Eukaryota; Euglenozoa; Kinetoplastea; Trypanosomatida; Trypanosomatidae. Gene Ontology annotation, molecular function: serine-type endopeptidase activity.
AUGCAGAUGUACAAGACAGACACAGUGCGCAUCUCCUACUCAUCCAUGACGACACCCACGACGUGGUUCGACCUCAACGUCGCGGACGGAAGCCGUACGACGGUUAAGGUGCGUGAGGUGGGUGGCGGCUUCAGCUCGAAGCGCUACAUCUGUGAGCGCCGCUUCGCCACGGCGCCGGACGGCACGAAGAUUCCGCUGUCAAUUGUGCGCGACGCGAGCCUUGACCUCAGCAAGCCGCAGCCGACGCUGCUGUACGGCUACGGCUCGUACGGUCUCUGCGUGGAGCCUGGGUUCAGCAUCAAGUACCUGCCAUACGUGGACCGUGGCAUGAUUUAUGUCAUUGCACACAUCCGCGGCGGUGGAGAGAUGGGCCGGGCGUGGUAUGAGGUGGGUGCAAAGUACCUGACGAAGCGCAACACCUUCUCUGACUUCAUUGCGAGCGCAGAGUACCUCAUCCAGUCCGGCCUUACGACGCCGCAGCAGCUGGCGUGCGAGGGACGCAGUGCGGGCGGGCUGCUGAUCGGCGCGGUGCUGAACAUGCGGCCUGAUCUUUUCCGCGUCGCGCUCGCGGGUGUGCCGUUCGUGGACGUCAUGACGACAAUGUGCGACCCGAGCAUUCCGCUCACCACUGGUGAGUGGGAGGAGUGGGGCAACCCCAACGAGUACAAGUUCUUUGAUUACAUGAACAGCUACAGCCCAAUGGACAAUGUGCGAGCGCAGGACUACCCGCACCUGAUGAUUCAGGCGGGCCUGCACGACCCGCGUGUGGCGUACUGGGAGCCGGCGAAGUGGGCUUCCAAGCUUCGCGCCCUCAAGACGGACAGCAACGAAGUGCUGCUAAAGAUGGACCUCGAUAGCGGGCACUUCUCAGCGAGCGACCGCUACAAGUACUGGCGCGAAAUGGCGAUUCAGCAGGCUUUUGUGCUGAAGCACCUUGGUGUGCGCUCACUCCUGCGGAAGUGA